Molecule: messenger RNA, 2752 nt
Organism: Contarinia nasturtii (swede midge)
Lineage: Eukaryota; Metazoa; Arthropoda; Insecta; Diptera; Cecidomyiidae
Product: transmembrane protein 181
Exons: 10
Coding region: 634-2250 (538 amino acids)
Molecular function (GO): toxic substance binding
Source: RefSeq, a predicted model, not a curated record
CAAUGGACACGAUGCGGAAGAAUUUAAUUGUGAUUUUUAUUGAAUGAAAACAGUAUUUUAAUAAAAGUUUCAAUAAUUUGAAAAGAAAAUCGUGAAAGUAGCCGAAAACUGUCAAAAAAACAACAGAAAAAGAAGAAAAUACGUGAACAAUAAUACGAUAUUUGUUCAAUGGCGACUUUAUUUACAACCAUACGUUCAACAGUAACACAGAAAUAACACAACACAAAAAGAAAACAGUUUUUCACAAAUUUUGCGUUAUUAAUUAAAUAAAAUAUAAACCAAGUAAAGCUUGACAUGGUGCCAAUUUAAAAGUCCAUUUAUUAUUCUAUCAAUUUUCGGUGUGUAACGUUAACAUAAAAUAUGGUGCGGUAACUUUCGAAAUAUUUGACAUUUGAUUGAAUGUGAAAAAUCGAUAUUUCAUUGUUUACAAAGUAAAAGCGUAAAUAAAAUAAGUGUGAAUCAUUCUUAUCUACUCCAAAAUAAGAAUGGAAGGCAUUAAAAUCAUGGUGAUCUUGAACAGAAUUUGAUUUAGUUUUUUUUUAUUUGUGUUAUUUACAAUGUUUGAACCGGCAUCGAUUCAAUUGAAGAAUUUGUUUUGUAAGGUCAUAAACAAAAUAAUUUAAUAAGUACACAAUGGCCAAAUUGCCUCAAGACUUGGGUUAUACAUACCAUCUUCCUUCUGGUGGCAUUUUGCUACGCAUUCGAAAUACAUUAUCACAGUUUAGUGAUAUAUUUAGUGAAUUCAAUCGAUUCAUAACGCCAGCUCCAUACCAUGAUCGUUGUGAACGUUCGGUGCAUAUGCGCCUAUAUUCGUUAUCGAAACGUGAAUUCGUCAUGGCCAUUUUAGCAUUUUUUGUUUGCGAAUUUCUUAGCAUUUUCAUUGGUUUGGCAGGUCCGCCAAUAACAACAACAACAAUGCUGAGUGCAAGAACAUUGAUUGCAAACACAUCGACUUCAAGUGAUAAGAAUAUCAUGGCCACUGGACCGCUUGUGAUGCGCACACCUCUACUGAAUACAUAUGCUCAGCAAUUGUGGCUCAUCGGCCGAAUGGAGACUGACAACCGUGACAAUGAAAAAUUCGAUAAAACAUUUCAAAUUAAUGUGAUGAUCGAAGGUAUGACCAAGGAUCAUACACCUGUUCAGCUAUCUAGUGUUGUACGAAAUCGUACAAGACAUUUGGUGUGCGAAUGCAAUUUUUGUGAUGAAUUCACAAUUGUACAUUUAGGUUUCCUUGAAUAUGCUCAUUACAUCAUAACGGUACGAUUUUAUGACUUGGAACAUUUCCAUCAACGAUAUAACAUUAAAGACUUGAUAUUGUUUUUCAAAACAUACAACCCCGAUUUUACGCAAAUUGAGAUAUGGUUUCGAUUUAUUUUUCUGUUCUUCUCAUUUGUGGUGACCUGUUGGUUCCAGCAUACAAUGAGACGAUAUCCACAUUUUGAUUGGUCAAUCGAGCAGAAAUGGAUGAGUUUACUCUUGCCGCUUUUGGCUUUAUAUAAUAAUCCAUUUUUCACGUUGUCCUUGUUGUUUAAUUCAUGGAUGCCGGGAAUGUUGGAUGCUGUAUUUCAGUCAACAUUCUUGUGCUCGUUAUUAAUGUUUUGGCUGUGUAUUUAUCAUGGUUUGCGACAAAAUGAGCGAAAAUUUAUAACAUUUUAUCUUCCCAAAUUGAUUGUAAUAACACCAAUGUGGUUAUGUGCCAUUGUUCUCGCAACAUGGGAAAAAUACAACGAACUUCGUGAUCCAACUUAUAGCCAUUUCGUUGAUACAGGAAACUUUCAGGGUUUUCAAACAUUUUUCUACAUAUCCUGUACAAUGUACUUACUCUACCUGGCUCUGCUGAUACUGAAAGCAUACAGUGAACUUAGAUCGAUGCCAUUUUUUGAUAUGCGCUUAAAGUUUUUGACACUUUUAAUGAUAUUUGUUAUGAGUGUUACGAUUUCAUUGGCUAUGAAUCGGUUUGGAUUUGGAGUGUUGGAGGAUAAUUUUGUGGCCUCAUUAAGUACGACUUAUAAAAGUUCGGCACAGUUUAUGUGUUUCUAUGGUUUAUUAAACUUUUAUCUUUAUACAAUGGCAUAUGUAUACUCACCGAGCGGUCGACCUGUCCAUGAAACUACAAUAACCAAAGAUAAUCCGGCAUUUUCAAUGGUAAACGAUUCCGAUGAAGAUGUAAUUUAUGGUUCAGAUGAUGAUAGCAGGCGUCCGUUGAACUCAUCAACGGUAAAAGGCAACGAUUAUGAUGACAGUGACUAAUAACUUUAGCUUUUUCAAAUAAAAGCGCAUCAGUGACAAUGACACUAAAUCAGUAUAAUAAUAUAAUGUUUUAAGUAAUUUACUCGAGUUGGCAACUUUUUUUCGUUUCGACAAAAAUAUGCGCCAAAUAUACACAAAAGACACGUAUCCUCAAUGUGAGACGAUUUGACAUAAAAUUCAGUUCAUCCGAAGUCUCAUUUAUUUUUGGAUAAAUUUUAGUGAACAAUUUUUUUUCUCAAUAUUUUUGCGCGUUAUACCGAGUCUCCGAGAGUUUCAUAUAUAGAGAAAAGACAGUCGAAAACACGGAAAAAAUUUUUUUUACUUUAUUUCUGCUGCUACAUGGCAUGCCAAUAUGAAACUCUCGGAGCCUCGGUAUAUUGCACAAAAAUAUUGAAAUUUUAUAUUGUGUUUAUCUCAUAUUGUGUUUUUUGUGUGUAUAUUCAUAAAAUAUAUAUAUUUUAUGCUAUAACAUAGAGAAUUAUUCAUGCUAAGUAAUUUAAGA